AAUGGAAUCAACCUUAUUUUCCAUUUACGAAAGUCAAAAUUUCUCCCAUGAAUCAUCUUCUUCUCCCUCUGGCUCGUGGAGCUCGCAAGAAUCAUCGCCAUUCUUUUGGAACGAUGAGUUCUUCGACCCGACAUCCGAAUUCUUCUUCCCUACUCCCAAUUGUUACUACGAAGAGAAUCUCGCCAACGAAGAAGAGGUGGCGACGAUCAAAGGAGAAGUAUCCAAUUCGAAAGGGGAAAAAGCCUACAGAGGAGUCAGAAGACGUCCAUGGGGGAAAUACGCGGCGGAGAUUAGGGAUUCGACGAGAAACGGGAUCCGGGUUUGGCUCGGAACGUUCGACACCGCGGAGGAAGCAGCGUUGGCUUACGACCAGGCCGCUUUCGCACUCAAAGGCGUCUCGGCCAUACUGAAUUUCCCGGUCGAAGUGGUUAGAGAAUCGCUUCAAAACAUGAAAAACGUCAAUUUCAAUGAUGGAGGGUCACCCGUCAUGGCCUUGAAACGCAAGCAUUCUCUCCGAAACCGGCCUCGAGGGAAGAAAAGAUCAUCAUCAUCAUCAUCACCAUCAUCACCACCACCAUCAUCAUCAAUAAGACAACGAAUGAUUAAGCAAGAAUUCACCGACAGUACACUUGUGAUUCUUGAGGACUUGGGUGCUGACUACUUGGAGGAGCUUCUCAUGAGUUCGUGCAAUUGACGUCAGCUUCAUUUCUCUUCUGUUCACUUCUGAUUUUCUUCAGUUUCUAUAAUUUUAUUUUAUUUCAUUUUAUUUCAGUUUCCUUUUUUUUGGUAAUAUUUUAUUUCAUUUUCGUUGUUAGUUUUUAGCAUUCUUGCCAAACGACAUACUAUUGGGAGAAGUAUCGAUAUUUUGAUGUUGUAAGUGUUAUAAUUCUGUUAUUGCCUAAUGGAUAGCGAGUGUUUAUCCACUUUCGUGCCUUU
Molecule: messenger RNA, 936 nt
Organism: Tarenaya hassleriana
Lineage: Eukaryota; Viridiplantae; Streptophyta; Magnoliopsida; Brassicales; Cleomaceae
Product: ethylene-responsive transcription factor 15-like
Exons: 1
Coding region: 2-694 (230 amino acids)
Biological process (GO): ethylene-activated signaling pathway; regulation of DNA-templated transcription
Molecular function (GO): DNA-binding transcription factor activity; DNA binding
Source: RefSeq, a predicted model, not a curated record